This is a messenger RNA of Porites evermanni, 1502 nucleotides long. Lineage: Eukaryota; Metazoa; Cnidaria; Anthozoa; Scleractinia; Poritidae. The record is from the annotation of a GenBank genome assembly.
GUACCAGAACUGGAAGCAGAUAGGCAGUUGACAGAUGAUGGCCAGACAUAUGCCAAGGAACAGUUGCGGGUGAAACCUAAUGGAGCAAAGCUACUCGGGCUCUCUUGGGAUAAGGUGUUUACUUUAUUUCAGUUUAGUUUAUUUCAGCACAGAAAACGAAAUUUGGUCUGUACAGUUACUCUUAUUUGCCACGACUCUUUUUGUACGGAGUAUUUUGUCACCAUACCUGAAGUUCCAACAACUUUUACCAAAAGUUUGAAUUUUGAGCAAAACCAUAUUAGACAGCUGUUUUUUUGAAGUUCGCGAGUACUUUAAGUAGUUCGAAAUCAGAUUGCUCUUGUGUAUUAGAAAGAGAAAGGAAGAAAGUAAAUGGUGAUCUAUUACGUGGCUAAAAAUACCCUUUUCCCUUUCCAGCAUUUGCUAUGCGCGCUGCACUCCUUUUGGUGAACAACACGUUUCCAACAGAUAAAAAAAAUUAUUUCAUCGAGCGAGUUUGAUCUCAGAUGUUGGAAAGGUCGUUCCGUUCUUGUUUGUGUUUAUUAUAUUAUUAUUAUUAUUAUUAUUAUUAUUAUUAUUAAUAAUAAUCUUUUAAAUCAGUCACCAGCAAUUACGAUUCAGGAAUUUUCGGUAAGUGACGAAAUGGUUCUUAAUCGAAUAUGCAGUAGUUCGCUAAACGAGACCAUAAUUUUCUCCGCUUCGCCACGCCAGUUUGAACGAGAAUAGCGCAUACAAACAAGAGCGGAAGGACUUCUUAGUGAUCAAAGAUCACCCUCGCUCUAAAUAACCCUUUUUUUGUUUUAGAAACAUGUUGUUCACCAGAAGUAUAUCGGCGCGCAUCGCAGAUCCCGCAAAGAGAAAAUUAGGGUAUUUUUUGCCACGUAAUAGAUCGCCACAAGGGAUCGCCAUCCUUCCUCUCUCUUUCUAAACAGGGACAAGUGUUAAGAGCAAUCUAAUUUCGAAGAACGUAAUUUAGAUUGUUAGCAAUAAUAACAACAAAAAAAAACAACACUUCGGAGUACUAGGCUCGGUCCGAGGAGAUUUUUCCUAGUUUGUUUGCCCUUAACAAUAGCCUCGAUUUCAUAGUGGUUCCAGUUCUGGCCGCGUCAAAGCCGCAGGACACGUGGCAUAUCCCCAGUGAGAUAUCUUGUAAACUCAGCAGUGGUGUGAGUAAUAUUCAAAAGGGGAGAUGACCUUCCUCUAGGCAGGGUAUCUCGUGACAAGUGACUGUAAACGAAAAUUCAUGCUCAAGGCCAGGAAGGUGAAACUAACAAAGCGAUCAACAUUACAUUUUGUCGAAACACCAAGCUGUUGAAAUGGGCAACCGUUGUUGUAGUCGAGAAUCGGGCGAUGUGGACAGACCGCUUCUGUAUCAAAAGAUAGAAGGAGAAACGAAGGGGAAAGAGGAUAAAAAGACAACGGAAGAACAAAAAACACUUAACGAAGCAAAAACAAAUGGAGCAGAAGACCAUUCAGUAACGGAAAUAUCUAACAUUGAGGAGUAG